AUGGUCAGUCCUGGGACCUUUCUUCUCUCUCCACAUGUCAUACGAGGUCUCCAAACCGUGGCCGAUUUACAUGCCAAUGGCGAUGUCCACGCGGAUCACGUUCAGAAGACCUUUCUGGAGAUCCAGGAGGCCGUCAGAAACGAGGCGAGUGUGGGCGAAUGCGGUUGGCUGGUUGGUCUCAAGUUUCGUGGUCAUUUCAUCAGGUUGUGCCGCUUACACAUUGGAACAGGAAAUGUUUACCACCUAUAUAGAAAGCGUACCGUGGUCGGAAUAACGGCACAAAUGUUUGCACAGCUGAAUGGCAUCAACGUCAUCUCGUUUUACCUGCCAAGCUCGUUGUCCGCGGCCGGUUUUCAGUGA
Molecule: messenger RNA, 360 nt
Organism: Exophiala oligosperma
Lineage: Eukaryota; Fungi; Ascomycota; Eurotiomycetes; Chaetothyriales; Herpotrichiellaceae
Exons: 1
Coding region: 1-360 (119 amino acids)
Source: RefSeq, a predicted model, not a curated record